AGUGUCAGUGUGAUUGUUUUCUAGGUUGCAUUUGAGCUCCAUAUAGCCAUCUCUUGUCAUCAAAGUAGGGUUUUUUGAGUCUGGACUUUGUGAAAGACCAUUCAAAAAUCUGAGACUAGAGCACUUCAAGUAUGAAUUUAAGCAAAUGCCCAUUAUCCCAUUCAUAAAAAAUUCAACUGGGAAGCUUAAGAACAGUCAUCUUUUGGAGACUGUCUCUAGACACUGUCUGCAGAAUAAGGAAUUGUUCCUGGGUUGUAUGCUUAAAAGAGCAAGAGGAAAAGACAAUGAAGCUUGUUAAAACACUGGGAAAGGAUAGUUGCUUGUCACGAGUUUGCUUGCAAAAAUAUUCUUAGUUACUUUGUUGUUUCCAUUGUUAAGUUAAACCAAGUGUUCUCUUCCCUCUGUAAUUUCUAAUUUGAUUGGAAGAUUACAAGAGCUUAACCUAAGUCUUCCUUGCCCUGCAAACUGUCUAUGCUUCGUGAAAUACUUUUGAUAUAAAACAUGUUCUAUUAUUAAAUUUUGAGGCAGCAGCUCCCAAAUUCUCGCAGCUGUAGCAGCAUUAUUUAAUGUAAAUAAGGUAAUAUGCUGCAGAAGAGUAGCCUGCAUUUACAGACUCAAGAGUAUGUUGUCCCAACUCAGCUAGGGAGAAUUUACAGUCUCUGAGCUGAGAGUAAAUUGCCUUUAGUUGGUUCAUGGUAUAUCUAGCUCCUGAAAGGAGGGUAAGUCUCCCUAGAUAAACAGGUUGGGUUCCCCUUCUUUAAGGAGUAUUAACAUGAUGUCCUACUAAAAAACUGGUAGAAGGCUUAGGUUAGUGGUAGGCAAUUUUUAUGACGACACAAGAAAUGAAAUAUCUUUGUAAUGUUAAAACUUUUUCUUCAAACUACAAUGACAUGGAAGACAAAGACAAGAUAAAUCUUACAUGCUUAUAUGUUCCAUGGAAUAAUUUUGAGGAGUAAACUGGCAUCCUUCUUGUUAACAGAAUGUAGGGAGGAUGGCAGCAUUUUUCAAUAAUUCUAAUUUAAAAUAUCUUAGUACUGUUCAUUUUGUAGUCUCUGAAAUUUCAUUCAGCUGUUGGUCUUGUUGGGUUUCUAACAAUAACAGAAGCACUGGUCAGCAUUCCAGGUUUAGUAAAGACACCUUAAUUUACUAAGUGUCAGGUUUGUCACUUAAGUGACUGACUGGAUAUUGUUGGGUGAUUUCAAGCUGUGCAUUUGGACUUUUUGUCUUAAAUAUUAUUUAAAACAAACAAAAAAAACAACAACAAGAAACCAAAUGACAAAAGAAAAACCCAAGGUCUGAAAUGAGAUGGAUCCAUUGACAAAGUUUGAAAUAAACAGGACUUGAAAACAAAUUGCCUUGUUGCUUACACAGUAGCUAAUGUCCUGAAUACGAGUGAGUUCGGCCAAAAAGAAUCAGAUUUCUAUGUGAGAAGGAGAGCGAAUCCAAUGUGCUGUGUGACAACAGGCUGCUCGAAGCACCACAGAUAUGCCUGUUGCUGGAGCCGAUGUUUGUGCUGUUCCUGCUGGUCCAGCACACAGCAGAAGUUCAAGGUCUUGUUACAGUGUAAGUCUGAGUGAAGAGUAACUGAUGGCUAUUAAAAAUGUGGGUUUUUUCAUUCUGUACCCUAAGAAACCCUAGUAAGUAGGUUUUAAGUUUGUAGUUUUUCAAACAGUGGUAGUGUUGUUCAGUGAUUGUUCCUUUAAUGGAACUGGGAAGCUGAGCAUGGUCUCUGUCAAGUGAUGCCUGGCCAAGUAGAUCACAGGCUGCCGCGUUGUCUUCAGAUCUGUGGAGGAAACACAUCCCAUAUUUACAUGCACUGACAAUUUUUGUUUUUCUAAAAACCAAGACUUGGAAGAUCAGGCUUGUAUCAAACCAUUGCAGGCAGCCUCUUGCGUUACUUAAGAAUGUUUGCUGCAGUAUUGAGGAGAUGGUAGUAUGUAAUUGUGGAAAUUAUCAAAGACAAAAGUUUGGGUCACUUAGCUUUGUUUUCCUAAUUUGCUUUAUAAAAUGUGCUGAUGGAAAUGGUAAUCUAUAAAGAAUAGGAAUGAAUGAGUGGAGGUGGUAGAAUACUGUGAAAAGACUGGAGCUAUCAGACAUGUAUUCAGCUGGACUUCCCACAUAAGCUGAAAGCCUGUGUGCCUGUAAGUACUGAAGGUAGAUGAGAACGUAAGAAAGGUACUGCUGGCAAAGGAUGUUGGAGGGAGAUGAUAUGCAGCAGUAUCCUUUUUGGGUUUGGUUUUUUUUUUUUAAUCUGUAAGCUAGAACAGCACUGUUCUCUCCUGUGCAGUGGUGAACACCUUCAAAAUUCUUUCAUGUGGCCAUUGGUAUGGGCUUGCUUUUCCAUCUUCCGCAACCUGAUGGAGGUGGCACUUGAUUUGCAGAUAUUGUAAGUGCUUAUUAUCUCUGGCAUGCAAGGAGGAAUGAUGUGUGUCCCCUUAGUUAGCAAAGCGUUGUCACUUAAAUCAGUUCUUGAGGUUUCUGUCUUGCCAGAGGUGAGUCAGUAACAAAACCCCCGACCAAAAUAAUCUGCUACACUUUAGUCUUCAAAUGCAGAACUGACACAUCUGCAAGAACUUUCAGCUUUGAAUUGCUCUAAAAAAGUGUGCUGGAAAAGGUCAGUCAUGGGUUUCAAGUUGAACAUCAAAAGUCAGUGGACCCUAGAAAAUGUUGACAUUGCUCAAUGAACUCCAUUGUCAAGUGUCUAUGGGGUAAUAUACCGGCUUCUGCUCUUCCUGCUGAAUGAGAUGUCUGUGAAAAUUAGUUUGGUAUAGAAAGAACAAUGGGAAGUUAAAAUAUAUCAUUAUUUUUCAUGAUUAACAAGAGGUUUGAAUUGUUUAUAGUAGCAACAGCUGAUUAAAGUAGAUGUUGCUUGAAUACAGCCUAUUGUGUGAAGUGGAAUAGAUCUGGUGGAAAAAAUGUAUUAAAAAUAGUGUCUUAAUAGUAAAAGCACUUCAUAAUUACUGUUUGUGGUCUAAAAUAAUUGGCUUAUAACCAAGCUAAUGCCCUGUUUUGAUACAUGGUACUACCUUUAAGUAUGCUUUCCAGAACUUCCAUGGGAUUUGUCUCUACUCUAAACACUUCUAUUUUUAACAUCAUGCUUUGGAGUGUGAUUGUUCAGAAUCAGCACUUAGGACAAAGAGGACGAGAAACUGGCUUUAUCACAUCUCUUGACCUUUUUGGACAUGGGUUUUAAUUUUCAAGAGGAGAACAGGGAUGCCUGCAACUGCAGAGAUGGAAUGGGAAGUUUUAGAGAGACUGUUGCCUGUAUAUAAGUAUUUUGCUAAGCUGCCCAAAAUGGAAGGUGGUCCCAAAGAAAACUAAUACUGAGAAAGGAUCAGAACUAACAUAUGUGAACUUCUCAUGCCAUUCUGUAGCUGAAAGAUUGCAAAGGUGGAUUGCAAAGAAGUACUGGACAUCAUAUGUAAUCUGGAAUCGGAGGGACAAGAAAACACUGCAUUUGUUCUUUGUACAACAUACCUUACUCAUCAGCUUCAAACAGCAAAUGUGUAUUGCUCUUGGGAACUGACACUUUUCUGGAGUAAACUGCAGAGAAGAAUAGAUCCUUCUUUAGAUUCCUUUUUGGAGAGAUGUCGUCAGUUUGGCAUCAUUGCCAAGACACUACAGCAUUUAUUUUUCUUGAUAAGAGUCAUACAAUCUGAAGCAGAAGAAGCAGGACUUGCUGUGUCUGUUUUAUUAUGUGUGAGAGCCCUUCAGAUCAGAUCAAACGGAAGCGAUGAAAUGAAGACAUCAGUAUGUAAAACAAUUGCAUGCCUUUUACCAGAAGACCUUGAAGUUAGAAGAGCUUGUCAGCUCACAGAAUUUUUACUUGAGCCAACUUUGAGUGGAUUUAAUGUGUUGGAAGAGCUCUAUAUGCAACCAGAUCAAAAAUUUGAUGAAGAAAAUGCACUGGUUCCAAAUUCACUCCGUUGCGAGCUGCUGUUAGCUUUAAAAGCAUAUUGGCCAUUUGAUCCUGAAUUUUGGGACUGGAAGACUUUAAAACGACAUUGCCUUAAACUGUUAGGGAAAGUAGCUUCUGAUUCCGAGGACGAUGCAAGUUGUAAUAUGUCAAUCAAUGAAACUGACAUGUUAGAAACUUUCUUUAGUGACUAUGAUGAGACAAAAGAACAUAAAUAUUAUGAUGGAAAAGAUACAAUGAACCACCCUAAAGAAAAAGCAAGAGUAAAAAAACCAAUUGGUUCUUCAGAAAGAUACCAGAGAUGGCUUCAGUACAAAUUUUUUUGUGUGCUCUGCAAAAGGGAGUGUAUAGAGGCUAGAAUACUGCAUCAUUCUAAGAUGCAUAUGGAAGAUGGCAUUUAUACGUGUCCAGUGUGUACAAAAAAGUUCAAGAGAAAGGAAUUUUUUGUACCACAUGUAAUGGAACAUGUUAAAAUGCCACCUAGUAGAACACACAGACCCAAAAAGAAGAUAAUACUGAAAAAAGAAAGAUCGCCACAAAAGACAACAGCUUCCAGCAGCCCGCCUCCAGUGUUUCAGGAAAAGUCACGUCAGCCACAGCUGCCCGAAAACUUUGAAAAUGACACACAUGAAUAUGUCACAUUUAGCCAACUGGAAAAUUGCCAACUACAAGACAGAGACAUCUAUCCAUGUCCCGGAACAGAUUGUUCUAGAGUAUUUAAACAGUUUAAAUACUUAAGUGUACAUCUGAAAGCUGAACAUCAAAACAAUGAUGAGAAUGCAAAACACUACUUGGAUAUGAAAAACAGGAGAGAGAAAUGUGCUUUCUGCCGCCGACAUUUCAUGACAUCCUUUCAUUUGCGGGAGCAUGAACGUGUGCACUGUGGACCUCAACCGUAUAUGUGUGUGUCAAUGGAUUGUUAUGCUAGAUUUGGGUCAGUUAAUGAGCUUCUCAAUCACAAACAAACACAUGAUGAUCUUCGUUAUAAAUGUGAGCUAAAUGGCUGUAAUAUUGUUUUCAGUGACUUAGGGCAACUUUACCAUCAUGAGGCACAGCACUUCAGAGAUGCAUCAUACACCUGCAACUUCUUUGGUUGCAAAAAGUUUUAUUAUUCAAAAACGGAAUUUCAGAAUCACCUUGCAGUGCAUAAUAUUGAAGUGUCAAAUGGGGGAGUGAAGCAAACACUAAAACUUGAAGAGUCGGUUUCAAAAGACAAAUGUAGUUAUCUUCCAGAGUCUCAGCUGCUUGAACAAUCUGAAAAUUCCAGUCUGAAUGAUAACUUGGAUCCUUCAGGCUCUCAGGAAAUUCCACAGAUUAAGGAAGAAGCACUCUCUGACAGUGAAGAUCUAGACAGUGAAAGUAAUUGCAGCCUUCAUUGUGGGGACCACAGCACAGAUGCUGCAGUAGACCAAGGCCAGGCGUCUCCUCUACUGAUUGAAACAAUGGCUCACAAUCAAUCAGUUCCAGGUUUUCUCAUGUCCCAGGAAGGAGUCUUCCAUCCAGCAGAUGUGAAACAACAGUGUUCCAAUGUGGCAGUUUGCUUUGAUGAAAAAAAACUUUCCUGUGGUUUUGAAGGCUGCUGUUCCACACACAAAAAUUCCAGAAGUAUGCAAAAAAACCUUCGCAGGGCCCAUCCAUAUAACUUCAAAGGUAAAAAAAAUAUGGAGAUGAAAACUAAAGACUUUCUCGAUCUGUUGAGUGACACUCAGGACAGUAAAUCCCUUACAGACAUUAGUACAGAGUUAGGUCAUAAUUCAGAUACAAAUGCUGACUCUCCAGAAAGCUCGUAUUGUACUAUAGAUGCUAAAGGAAGCAAUGGCCUGAAGGAAGAAACUUGUCCUUCUUCCCCAGAAACAUCUUUUUAUGACAGUUCUAAAGAAUCAAAUAUUGAAGAUAACAUGCUGGAACUAAUGUUAGGCUUGAAACAUCUAAGCUUAAAAAAUUCUAACAUUCAGAAUUCUUCAAGACACAAGCCUCUUUUGGGCUCUUUACAGUCCUGUUCAUCUAGGGAUGCCAAGUGCCCUGAGUUAGUAGAUGAAACUACCUCAAAAUUUCAGCUUCAAGAGCAACAAGAUAAUUUACCCAGCCAGUAUCUUACUCAGCUGGCAGCGAAACCAUUUUUCUGUGAAUGUCAAGGAUGUACGUGUGAGUUUGUGACCAGAGAAGCUCUCUUAAUGCAUUAUGUUAAAAAGCAUAACUAUUCAAAGGAAAUGGUUCUUCAGUUAAAUAUGUUCCAGCAUCGGUACUCACCAUUUAAGUGCCAUAUUUGCCAAAGAUCAUUUACAAGAAAAACACACCUUAGAAUUCACUAUAGAAACAAACAUCAAAUUGGCUGUGAGAGGGUAGCUCACAAGGUAUGUUCUAAUGAAAAAAUUGAUCAUGUAGGUUUACGUACAGAUGACAUGCAUAAAAAUAGCACUGUUCCAACACCUGUCUGUGCAACCAACAUUGAAUUCAUUGAACAUUCAGACCACUCUGAACAGCUGUGUCAUCCUAAAAAGGAAGACUGUAGUUCUGAGACAGAUUUGGAGUCCAGUGAAGAGACAGACAAUAAUGUAACAAGAAAAACAUCUAACAUGGCUUCUCUGGACAGUCAUAGAGAAGAACUGGAAGCGAGACAGGGAAGAGGAAGCAAAAGAACAGUUGCUAAAGGAAACUUAUGUUAUAUAUUGCAUAAGUACCACAAGCCAUUUCACUGUAUACAUAAAAGCUGCAACUCUGCAUUUACCAACCAGAAAGGUUUGAUUCGCCAUUAUAGAACUGUUCACCAGUAUAAUAAGGAACAGCUCUGCUUAGAAAAAGACAAAGCAAGAACAAAAAGGGAAAUUGUCAAAUGUAAAAAAAUAUUUGCAUGCAAAUACAAAGAGUGUGGUAAGCGUUUUUUAUGUUCUAAAGCUCUUGCUAAGCAUUGUAGUGACUUCCACAAUGAACACUUAGAGGAUCAAAAACUGCUUUCUGAAGCUGAAUCUGCAAGAUUUGCUUGUAACCAAGCCCAGUGCCCUGCUGUAUUUUAUACCUUUAAUAAGCUUAAACAGCACCUAAUAGAAGAACAUGCCAAUGAAGAAAAAUUAAACAAAGAUUUUGAAAUCCAUUGUGACCUUAAUGGCUGUGAUCGAAUUUUCACAAAUUACAGUCACUACUCUCAACAUGUGUAUUUCCGACAUAGUGAAUAUUAUGAUAGUCUUUUUGGAAAUCAGAAAGAGGAGGAAGAUAAUCAAGGUAAAGAUAAAAAUGAACAAAGUUACUUGAAAGACAGUUUUGACAUGAGCAAGCAGAAUGGGAAGCAGUUAAAAGAAAAAUCUAAAAGAGUUAGCAGAAGUAGAGAAAAGCAUUUGAUGAAUUUCAAAACAAAAGAGGAAGCCCUACAAAUGUGCAAAGAGAAGUCUAACCAGACCCAGUACCCUUGCAUGGUUCAGGGAUGUUUGUCUGUUGUCAAAUUGGAAAGCAGUAUAGUGAGGCACUAUAAGCGCACACAUCAGAUGACCAAUAUGUAUAUAGAGCAACGGAUUCAGAAACUUGUUGUUUGUGUUAAAUGUGGCAUAAUGAUUGAAAAACAGUCCUGCUCUGAAACAGCUUUAGACUUGGAUAAAAAAAGUGUAAAAGUUAAAGAGGAUAAAUCAGCUAAUCCUGACUAUGUGCAAGAAAGUGAAAAACCUCUUGUUCCAAAUACUGACUGUGAUCCUCAAGAUGUAAGCAAUGAAGACCAAAAAAGAUAUCCAAGUAGUGCGAGUUUUGAUGCCAGUGCCUUUAUGUAUUCAGGCACUCUAAAAUAUAACCACAGUUCAAAGAACACCUGUUUUGAAGAGCAUAACAUCAGGGAGACAGUUACAUGUAAAACUGAAGAUUUUUCUGAAAAUAGUGAAAGAGAGAAUAGCUCUUAUUUCUCCAGUUUACAACUAGAGUUGCCAAGAGAGAAAGACCCAGAAGGAUGUCAACAUAGUGCAGUUAAUCAAAAUGCAAAAAGAAAUGUACUUUGUGCUACAAAAGACAAAUUUCAGAAGCCUCCAGUGUCCAAACCAUUUGAUUUAAAGACAUAUAAACCAAUGGGAUUUGAGUCUUCAUUUUUAAAAUUUAUUCAGGAAAGUGAGGGAAAAGAUGACGAUGACGAUGAUGAUUUUGAUGAAGUAGUAGAAUGGGAGUCGCCUGAGCAGUUGUCAGUAGAUAAAACCUUGCAAAAGGAGGGAGAUGGUCAAGGGGAUACACCAGUAAACAACUUUGUAAAUGACAAAAAUGUAAUCAUAACCCAAAAUAAUCAUGGGCAGCUAACAGAAAUCCAGCCCUUGUUGUCAGAAUCGUCAUCUGCCCCUUCUUUAGAAAAUUUGAGGGCAAUCUUGGACAAGGCACUAACGGACUGUGGAGACCUUGCCUUAAAACAGCUUCAUUAUUUAAGACCAGUAGUUGUUCUUGAAAGAUCCAAGUUUUCCACACCCCUCAUAGACUUAUUUCCAACAAAAAAGGGAGAUGAGCUUUGUGUAGGAAGUACGUAAGUAGUUUUGCUUAGAGCAUAUUGCCUCCACUACUGCUAUAUGGGGAGAACUUCAAAUUAGAACAGUAAUUGUUACAGUACACACUGUUUAGGUUAGUUUAGACUGUUUAAUUCCAUGAAUGUAUAAUAUCUGUCAAAAGUAUUGGCCAAGUUAAUUUAGCUCCCCAUUUUUUUUCAAUGGACUAUGCUGAUUUUGGUGCUAUUUAAUACAUCAGAAUACUGGGGGCUUCCUCUUGAAGAGUAAAUGUGCAUGAUUGUAUAUGGAACAAGUACUAGGGUACCAGGGUUUGGGGGGCGAUGGAGUUAUUACUUGACUUGAAUGUGCACCCUAGGGUGCUUUGUGUAACAUAUUGUACACUACAGCAUCUUAUAUUUUUUGAGUUAUGAGUUUCAAUAAAUUACAGUUUUUCACCCA
Messenger RNA from Harpia harpyja (harpy eagle), 8817 nucleotides. RefSeq names its product RLF zinc finger (gene RLF). The transcript is spliced from 4 exons. Gene Ontology annotation, molecular function: DNA binding; DNA-binding transcription factor activity, RNA polymerase II-specific. Gene Ontology annotation, biological process: regulation of transcription by RNA polymerase II. The coding region runs from base 3739 to 8403 and encodes 1554 amino acids. The record is from RefSeq and is a predicted model, not a curated record. Gene Ontology annotation, cellular component: nucleus. Lineage: Eukaryota; Metazoa; Chordata; Aves; Accipitriformes; Accipitridae.